AUGGGGAAGAUGAAGCUGAGGGGGAGGAAGGGGUUGAUUCUCGUCGGAGGGGUGCCGACUCUGCAGGAGAGGUCCACUCUCUUCAUCGACAGAAUCUCGGAGCUGGUGGGUUAUCUUCAUAUCAGAGAGCUUUUUGCUCAAAUUGGAAGGGUUAGCAAGGUUUUCGUUCAGCGUUCUCGCAAGGUGGGUAGGAAUUUCAGAUUUGGGUUUGUCCAUUUUAUGUCCAAGGCUCAUGCAGAGGAGGCAAUAGCUCGCCUCAAUGGGACCAAGCUCGGCGGAAUUCAUCUUUCGGUGACAGUGGCGAGGUACCCUGUGAGUGGUUCGUCUUCCCGGGCUCAAGGGACGGUGGGUAAGUCUGUUCUUCAGAGAGGGGUGUCCUCUGUUUUGCAGAAAGGGGCUGUUAAAGGAGUCAGGGCGUUGCUUCAUUCGCUCUAG
This is a messenger RNA of Lotus japonicus, 435 nucleotides long. RefSeq lists its product as uncharacterized. The transcript has a single exon. Gene Ontology annotation, molecular function: RNA binding. The record is from RefSeq and is a predicted model, not a curated record. NCBI's taxonomy places the organism in Eukaryota, Viridiplantae, Streptophyta, Magnoliopsida, Fabales, Fabaceae. The coding region runs from base 1 to 435 and encodes 144 amino acids.